Molecule: messenger RNA, 1743 nt
Organism: Vicia villosa (hairy vetch)
Lineage: Eukaryota; Viridiplantae; Streptophyta; Magnoliopsida; Fabales; Fabaceae
Product: aldehyde dehydrogenase family 2 member C4-like
Exons: 9
Coding region: 54-1526 (490 amino acids)
Molecular function (GO): aldehyde dehydrogenase (NAD+) activity
Source: RefSeq, a predicted model, not a curated record
CUCUAAACUUAUAUUUCAUAUUGCAUAGUUAAAAAUUAGGUGGAGAAUUUGAGAUGAAAAAUAUUCCAUCUAUAAAGUUUAAAAAACUUUUCAUCAAUGGAGAAUUUGUAGACUCAAUUUCAGGAAAAACUUUUGAAACUGUUGAUCCAAGAACAGAAGAAGUGAUUACAGAAAUUGCUGAAGCUACCAAAGAAGAUGUUGAUAUUGCUGUCAAAGCUGCACGCCAUGCGUUCGAUAAUGGUCCGUGGCCACGCAUGCCUGGUGCUGAGAGAGCAAAGAUUAUGGUGAAAUGGGCGACGCUGAUCGAACAAAACAUAGAAGAAGUUGCAGCGUUGGAUACGAUUGAUGGAGGGAAGUUGUAUAGUUGGUGUAAGGAUGUUGAUGUACCUGAAGCGGCUAAUGUCUUGCGAUACUAUGCUGGUGCUGCUGAUAAGAUUCAUGGAGAAGUGUUCAAAACUUCGAGGAAUCUUCAUUUGUAUACUUUGAUGGAACCUAUUGGUGUUGUUGGACAUAUUAUACCUUGGAAUUUUCCGACUGGUAUGUUCUUUGUUAAAGUUGCUCCUUCUUUGGCUGCUGGUUGUACUAUGGUUCUUAAACCGGCUGAACAAACACCUCUCUCUGCUUUGUUUUACGCUCAUCUCGCUAAAGAGGCUGGAAUUCCGGAUGGAGUACUCAAUGUAGUACCUGGAUUUGGCGCAACUGCAGGAGCUGCAAUUAGCUCACAUAUGGACAUUGAUGCAGUCAGUUUUACUGGUUCAACCGAAACAGGUCGUCGCGUAAUGCAGGCGGCCGCGUUGAGCAAUCUGAAGCCGGUGUCGCUUGAGUUAGGAGGCAAGUCACCUGUCAUAGUUUUUGAUGAUGCUGAUGUAGAUAAAGCUGUUGAUCUUGCUCUAUUUGGAAUACUUCAUAAUAAGGGUGAAGUGUGCGUAGCAUUCUCAAGAGUUUUUGUUCAAGAGGGAAUUUAUGAUGAGUUUGAGAAGAAAGUGGUGGAAAAGGUGAAAAAUUGGGUAGUUGGUGACCCUUUUGAUCCUCAAGUUCAACAAGGACCCCAAACUAGUAAAGUGCAAUUUGAUAAAAUUCUUUCCUAUAUUGAGCAUGGAAAGAAUGAAGGAGCCACACUAUUAACUGGUGGUAGGAAAGUGGGAAACAAAGGAUACUACAUUGAGCCUACUAUUUUUACCAAUGUCAAGGAUGAUAUGCUAAUAGCACAAGAUGAAAUAUUUGGACCUGUUAUGACACUUUCUAAGUUCAAGACCAUUGAUGAAGCAAUUAAGAAGGCCAACAAUACAAAAUAUGGCCUAGCAGCAGGGAUUGUGACUCAAAACUUGGACAUUGCCAAUACUGUCUCAAGGUCAAUUCGUGCAGGCAUCAUUUGGAUCAAUUGCUUCUUUGCCUUUGAUAUUGACUGCCCUUUUGGAGGGUAUAAAAUGAGUGGAUUUGGAAGAGAUUAUGGAUUGGAAGCACUUCACAAAUAUCUUCAAGUCAAAUCUGUUGCAACUCCUAUUUACAAUUCUCCAUGGCUUUGAAACCUUCAUUAUGACUACAUUAUUAGGAUCAUCUACUUGAGUGCUUUUUUUGGUUGGAAUAAUUCCAAAUAAUGAUCAAUACACUUUUGAGUUUGUAUUUUGUAUCACAAAGAAGAAUAGUGAAGAAAAUUCUCAAUUCUUUUAGCAAAAAUUAUUGAAUACUCUAUUUCAAACCAAUUGGCCUUAAUAUAUAUUUGACUUUUCAAUAAAUAUAUGU